Oncorhynchus masou masou (cherry salmon) is the source of this 2325-nucleotide messenger RNA. RefSeq lists its product as uncharacterized. The transcript is spliced from 5 exons. NCBI's taxonomy places the organism in Eukaryota, Metazoa, Chordata, Actinopteri, Salmoniformes, Salmonidae. Bases 443 to 2008 code for a protein of 521 amino acids. The record is from RefSeq and is a predicted model, not a curated record.
AAGAGAAAUGGUCGAAAUAGGCGGGGUUUAAGAAUUUGUGGCUGUGCUAACUAUAGUGGCGACCAGUGGAUGAGAGUUACGGUAGCGCCUGAUUUGGCACAGACAGGACGGCGGAGUAGGCUGUAAUGUGUUUGUACCCCAUUUACAGAACUGGGAGGUUGAGUGCUCCUGUCAACGAGUGAAAGCUGCGCUUGCAUCUGGCGCUGUGAAAAUGGCGGAUGACUGUGCUAGGCUUAGUACAAUAAUCGGUCAAUGUUCGCAUGGCAGACUUUGCCCGGUGAGGGAGUAUUGUGUGUACGGAAAUCCAGUAACGUGGCGCGAGCAGCUGUCAAGCAAAGCUAGUAGCGGAACGGGGGCUCCUCGGGCUGUCAAGCGAGUCGACCGCUGGAGCGCGCAAGGGCUAUAGCCAGCCCAGACCCCCAUUGAUACUACUGCUGCUGCCAUGGAGAGGAAAGAGCAUCCAGUUGGAGAAGUCCUCAUCAUUCCAAUGAGAUCUUCAACAUCACUUUCGCCCCAGGAUUCAGCUCAACCCCUUCAGCCCUCCUCCCCUCCUCCACCCCUCUCUCUGUCCAGUCCCCAGCUCCAGGCUGAGUUUCUGAGAAGAGCUCCCAGUGCUGCUUCCCCUGACAACGACUCGGCAAGACACCAAAACCUUCUCCACCAACCCUCUCCCUCUGUCUCCCCCUUCUCCUCCCCUCCUACCCCUCUUUCCUCCCCUCCUCCACCCCUCUCUCUGUCCAGUCCCCAGCUCCAGGCUGAGUUUCUGAGAAGAGCUCCCAGAGCUGCUUCCCCCGACAACGAUUUGGCUCGACACAAAAACCUUCCCCACCAACCCUCUCCCUCUGUCUCCCCCUCUGUGUCCCUCUUCUCCUCCCCUCCUACCCCUCUUUCCUCCCCUCCUCCACCCCUCUCUCUGUCCAGUCCCCAGCUCCAGGCUGAGUUUCUGAGAAGAGCUCCCAGUGCUGCUUCCCCUGACAACGACUCGGCAAGACACCAAAACCUUCUCCACCAACCCUCUCCCUCUGUCUCCCCCUUCUCCUCCCCUCCUACCCCUCUUUCCUCCCCUCCUCCACCCCUCUCUCUGUCCAGUCCCCAGCUCCAGGCUGAGUUUCUGAGAAGAGCUCCCAGAGCUGCUUCCCCCGACAACGAUUUGGCUCGACACAAAAACCUUCCCCACCAACCCUCUCCCUCUGUCUCCCCCUCUGUCUCCCUCUUCUCCUCCCCUCCUACCCCUCUUUCCUCCCCUCCUCCACCCCUCUCUCUGUCCAGUCCCCAGCUCCAGGCUGAGUUUCUGAGAAGAGCUCCCAGAGCUGCUUCCCCCGACAACGAUUUGGCUCGACACAAAAACCUUCCCCACCAACCCUCUCCCUCUGUCUCCCCCUCUGUGUCCCUCUUCUCCUCCCCUCCUACCCCUCUUUCAUCCCCUCCUCCACCUCUUUCCUCCUCUCCUACCUCUCUUUCCUCCCCUCCUACCCCUCUUUCAUCCCCUCCUCCACCUCUUUCCUCCCCUCCUACCCCUCUUUCUUCCCCUCCUCCACCUCUUUCCUCCCCUCCUCCACCCCUCUCCCUGUCCAGUCCCCAGCUCCAGGCUGAGUUUCUGAGGAGAGCAAGCCGUGGUCUGAGAACUGUCUCCUGUGACACCAGCGAUGUCCUCACCUCCCCCAGCUCCACCCUGGUCUCCCCCUUUACCUCCAUCACCACCUCCACCCUUACCUCCCCCCCACAGCCCCUGUCCUCCUCCAUGCCCACUAAAGAGGGUUGCACUACUCUCCUGUCUCUCUCCAGUCCUGAGCUGCUAACUGAGCUGUGUCAAUCUCAGUCCCGUCCUAUGAAGCAUGUCUCUGUCUCUAAAGGACUCACCACUGUCUUCUCUGGACGGGGCAGGGGCAUAAAGAAUCCUAGCCCUGCCACUGCCUCAGGAGCAGCCAACCAGACACUCCGCUCAGACUCCAUGGCCAAUAGGAGAGGACAGGCAGGUUCCAGGCUGUCUAAUGGGACAAAGCAUUAGACUAAGCUAAAGUGCCCCUGAUGACCCCAGAUACUGUCUAAUGUAAUUGAAAUGAAUGAAAACCAGCAGUCCUGUGGCCCUCCGGGGCCUGGAGUUGAGAACUGAAUGACACAUUAUCAAACACUAUCUAUACUGCCAUGUGCCAUUGCCAACACACUAACAUCAUAGACACAAUGCCAACCCACCGACAGACUUACACACACACUGUAAUACACCCCCACACACACUGUACCUCUUCAUGUAAGACAUGGAAAGCAAUGUGGUGAGGUGUAGCAGGUCUCUCUGUAAAAAAAUAAAUUAUCAAAUGUAUCACAACA